Molecule: messenger RNA, 740 nt
Organism: Arabidopsis arenosa
Lineage: Eukaryota; Viridiplantae; Streptophyta; Magnoliopsida; Brassicales; Brassicaceae
Source: the annotation of a GenBank genome assembly
CGUAUCAAAUCGAAGAAGAAGAUUCAAUUAGGAAGUGUUAUCGUAAUUCCCAGUUAUUGAUCGGAGAAGAUGAGUGCUGUUGCGAUUAACCACUUGUUUGGCUUACCGGAGACGAUCGAGAAGCUAAUUCUCCCGAUUUCCCGUUCCGGCGAAGGUACGGAGAGUCGUGGAGGAGGAGGAAGUAACAAUAAUAUCCCAAUCGACAUUUUGGAAUCUUCCAAAGAAUACAUAUUUUAUCUCGAUAUCCCCGGAAUCUCCAAAUCCGAUAUCCAGGUUACUAUGGAGGAGGAGAGGACUUUGGUGAUAAAGAGUAAUGGGAAGAGGAAGAGAGAUGAUGAUGAGAGUGAAGAAGGAUCUAAGUACAUUAGACUUGAGAGGAGACUUGCUCAGAAUCUGGUUAAGAAGUUCCGGUUACCGGAAGAUGCUGACGUGGCUGCUGUCACGGCUAAAUAUCAAGAAGGGGUUUUGACAGUUGUUGUCAAGAAGCUACCGCCGCAGCCACCGAAACCUAAGACUGUUCAAAUCGCUGUUUCUUAGACGAGCAGUUUCUGUGUUUUGUUCUUGUAUGUUCUUCUCUAGUUUGUAAUUUGUCUGUGUUUGGAUCAUAUAAAAGACUCUGUUUCUUUCAUGCUUUUCAAAGACUAAUGAAUCAUGUGACAGAACUUUGUGUGCUUCUCGUUGAUGCCAUUUUCUUGUUGGCAAAUGAUUAUCUGAUGAAUGAAUAUAACUAAACAAAAUUU